CGGCGAGGACUGACUCUGCGUCAAAUCCGAUCAGCGUGGUACGGAUACAGGAUCGAACGUAGUGUAGUAGGAUAUUGUGCUGUGUCUCUUAUGGGAUUAGACUUUAUCGAGGCUGGACGCUACGGAGUGACACUAUCAGUGGAAUACAUUGCAUAGUGACAGUGACAGUUGCACGUGUGGACAGUGUCGCCGACUUGUACAUUUCAGCACUUGGGAGUACCUGCAGGACUUCCCAGUGACAGUUUGGUUGAGAGUGUGAACGGCCUUGGUGAGCAAUGUCUGACCACUGAGUGGCCAGUGUCCAAGCAGAGCUGACUUCAUCACGACAGCAUCAAAUGCUGACACCUGCCUUAACGAGUAAAAGUUACCUGGAGUAUUACUCUUCAUCGACAGUAACUGCUAAGAAUUCACUUUGAAAGAUCCCUGUACAUGAAGCUAUAACGUUAACAACACUGCAAGUUCUGACCAUCCAUCCAAGAUGUCGAACACUAUCAUCCGAGGAGUUCUUCUGUUGACCAGCUUUCAACUUACACUCUGCAUUACCCUCACUUACACCAUAGAUGAACAACAACCAGCUGGAAGUUUCCUGGGGAACAUCGCCGACGACGCAAACCUCCGAGACUACGUUAGUGAGGAGGAGUUUCAUCGACUCCGAUACAGCUUCUUGACCCAAGGCAAUCCACACACCUCGAACUUCUCCAUCGACAGCACAUCUGGAGACUUUACAACAGCUCGAGAACUUGAUAGAGAGACUUUAUGCAAUUUCCUCAACACUUGUAAACUCUCCUUCGAAGCUGUUGCUCAAUCAAAUCUUGGCUCCUUCUUCAAGAAGAUCCAGCUGGAAAUUAACGUGAAGGACAUUAAUGACAAUGCACCUGAGUUUACAAUGUCAACUUAUGUUCUGCAGAUUUCUGAAGGAGCCAAUUCUGGUUCCAACUUCCCAUUGGUCAGCGCAGUGGACAGAGAUACAGGUAUUAAUAACUCUGUGAAGAGCUAUGAUCUUCAACCAAAGGACACACCUUUUAUUCUCAUCACUACUGCUGGAGUAACAGGAAUCAUGUCUAUUUCAUUGGAGCUUGUACAGAAACUUGACAGGGAAACAACAGGUUUUUACGAACUCUUUGUGUUUGCUCGUGAUGGUGGAUCUCCUCAGAGAACUGGAACCCUUACCCUUCACAUCAACGUCGCAGAUGUAAAUGACAACCCACCUGUGUUUGACAAUGUAAAAUACACCUUGAACAUUUCUGAGACAACUGCAGCUGGCAGUGUCAUCAUUCGUCUGUUAGCCUCUGACAAAGAUCUUGGAAACAAUGCCAACAUCAGUUACCACUUCAUGCCUCGACAACCUGAGAGUGUCCUCAACCUCUUCAAGCUUGAUCACGUCACUGGAGAACUUCGAACAGCAGGAUCCUUGGAAUAUGAAGCAGGAAAGAUGCACCAGGUUAUUGUGGAAGCUCAUGACCAUGGAGUUCCAUCCAAGACUGCCCAAGCUGUAGUAAUCAUCACUAUUAUUGACACUCACAAUGAUGCUCCAGAGAUGUACAUCAAUGUGUUUCAUGACAGUGGCAUUGCAGAGAUAUCUGAAUUUUCUGAAAUUGGUCGUGUUGUUGCACAUAUUGCUGUGGAAGAUCCAGACUCAGGUUCUAAUGGAAAUGUUCAGUGCUCUAUGCCAAACUCCUCCUUUGAGCUCCGUGGCCUUGACAAGAAUGAGUUCAAAGUCAUCCUUGUGAAUGCUCUUGAUCGUGAAACUGUGCCCUUUCACAAUGUGUCUGUUAUCUGCCAUGAUGGAGGCUCCCCUGCCCUCUCCGUCCAGGAAAACUUCCUAGUAAGAGUAAUUGAUGAAAAUGACAAUGCACCUGAAUUUCCAGAAGAUGUUUACUAUGCAAAUAUUGUUGAGAACAAGAAAAUUGGAACUUCUAUCAUGACAUUCACUGCUACAGAUGCCGAUAAUGGUACAAAUGCUGAACUCAUUUACAAAGUUCAGGAUGAUCAUGGCCACAGGUUCAACAUCUUCAGGAAUGGAACUCUGGUGACAGCGAUGGAGUUUGACCGAGAAGAAUACCCUGAAGUGGUAGCCAAGAUUCUAGCUGUUGACCAAGGCAACCCUGCCAUGACUGCUACCACCACAGUGAUCAUCACCAUUGAUGAUGUCAAUGAUCAAGCCCCAGUCUUUGACAUGAAUAAAUUCCAACUCUCUGUGCCUGAAGAAUCAAAAAGUUACACCAGCGUUGGGCAGAUCACUGCAUCAGACUCUGAUUUGGAUGAAAAUGCAAUCAUCAUGUACCAGCUCCAUAGUUCUACAAGAAGCAACUUUCCCUUCAUCGUCUAUGCUGAUGGUGUAAUCAAGACAAACCGUAUCCUGGACAGGGAGACGAGAGAUCAUUAUGAAUUUGUUGUGGUUGCAACUGACCUUGGGCAACCACCACUGAGCAGUACAGCCAGAGUAGUGGUGACCUUGGAUGACAUCAAUGACCACACCCCAGUCAUCAUCUUCCCAACCCAGGCUAACAACACCGUGACGAUGCCACACACCCAGCGAAUUGAGUCCCCUGUCAUUGAAAUUACUGCUGUUGAUAUGGAUGUGGAACGUAAUGCUGAAGUUUCCUACUUCAUUGAAGGUGGCAAUGGGAGUGCUGUGUUUAUCAUUGACCACAAAACGGGCAUUGUUCGCCUGAGGAAACAACUUGAGUCCAAACAUAUCACCACUGUGUACAGCCUGAUGGUGGUUGCUCAGGACCAUGGCUCUCCCCAGAGGUCCACUCAGUCGGAGCUCUUCAUCGAGGUUAUUUUAGGAAAUGCAACUUUAACCACCUCCAACCAAGGCUCCAUCAACAUCAUCACUGCCAUGGUUCUGGUUGGUGUCACCAUCCUUCUUGCAGUCAUCGUCGUGGCAACCAUUUGCCUUCUCCGAAGCUCAGAUAAGAAGAAGAGGCUGUAUCGUGCUAAGGCAGAGGAAGAAAAGGUCAUCUCAAGCAUGAGGAGACAGGGAAGUAGUAUCUCCUCCUCAUCAAAAAACUCCACAACUCCUCUAGCUGAGAAGGAUGGAGAGAAGAAGGAGAAGGAGGUCAGCUUCUCACUGGAUGAAGAAAACAAUGUUUCCCUGUCAUCUGGAUCUGUUGGGUUCAACGCUCGCAACAACGAAUGCCUCUUCACUAUCCCAGAAGACACAGAGAAUGAUAACAAGAAACAUCACUUGUCAAAACAGCAGAAGUUUUCCACUUUCAAGGAUGACAGUGAGAAGAACCAUACACAUAUCCGUUUCCAUGACGACAGUGGCAGCGAUCUGUCUGGUGAUGUCAGUAUCAGUGACAGUGGGAGAGGAGGCAGCGACAUUGAAUUACAGAGUCACGGAGGAUCCUCGAAUGUUUUGGAAUCAGAUAUGUCUUUUUCUGGCCAUCCUCGUCAUCCAAAGAAUCUUGUUGACCACCAAUCAGCUUCACCAGCAGCAAGUUUCUCCACAUUCUAUGGAAGUGAUGCACAAGGCACAAGCUACGACAAUUCCUCACUGUCCGGUUCUGUUCAGUCCAAACAGAUUCCUGAUAAUCAUCUUCACAAUGGUGCUGUCCCCUACCGGGCAAGGACAAAUAACUCUGCACCUGCUACCCAAAGACUCUCGAUACCUCCGAGAAUGAAAAACAAUUCCCAUACAAAUCAUGGUGUACCUCCCCGAGGUAAUUAUAGUGCUUCUUAUGGACAGCUAUCUCAGAAUGGAGGAAGACACAAAGGACCACAGGAUUCUGGGGCAUAUGUGCAUUUAAAACAUCCCAUGAUUGAAGGAGAGUAUAUGGACAUGAAUGGACAUAAGAUGUCACGCAUGCAUCAUGUUGAUGACUCUGUGAGUGAAAUGAACACUUCCGCAUGGGAUAAUGACACGACAACCUCCGGCAGCUAUACUGUCGAUCCAGAAGAACUUUGUGAUGAAAUUGAUCGAUUGUUUUUCAAACAAAACAUCAACAAGGAUAUUAUUGUGUGAAACAUGGGAGCAGUACUUUUCGACAUGCAGCGUGAGAAAUGUGUCUUUGCUUGAGAUAUGUUCGUUUUCAUUUUAUUUGAAAUACGUUGUCUCAGCCUUGUGAGAACUUUCUUGCACUUGACAUUUUUGCGGCAUAUCAGUAUUCGGACAUCCUUUCCAGUAUUGAAAGUCUGUGUUCCCAUUGUGGUGUUUGCCAUACACGUGUGUGAUAGAGACAUGCAUGAACGUGACAUGCGGCAGCUUCAUGUCAAUGUUAAGACUUGUUAUUGUUGUUAUGUUGAAGUGUUAAAUGAACUGAUUUCAAAGACAUGAGCUUUCUCGAACAUUUUAUGGAACACAGAGAUCAAAUCUCACGAAGACUUCAUAGAGAAUUUGUCAUGCUUUAUGAUUAAAUCAACGCAAAAUUAUGUCAAAUUAUGCAAAAAUGGUGCUACUUAUGUGUGAUGUCUGUACGUCAAUCAAAACUUCCAGCAUGAAAUAGACAUUGAUUUUAUGUCAAUCAAAACAUUUUUAGUCUGAAGGAUAAAAAAACAAUUUUUGGUUCUUAGGCAACUUUUGAGCAAAAUGUAUUUUUAUGCUUUUCUUAAAAAAAGGAAUAAAAUAUCUUCAAAUGCGCUAUUUUUAUGUGCUUGAAAACUAAGAAUUUUUUAGCCUUAUAGUGUUUGUCUGUUUCAUGUCAAGUUUUGUGUUAAAUUCAUUCCAAAACAUAAAACAACAGUACAAAUUCAUGAUGAACAUCUAGUCAUUUUCAAAGCUUUACUGUCAAGAUUCCGAUUGAUUAUCAACAUAAUUCCAUUCCACUUUCCUAUGAAACUUGUCCAUUAUGAUAAAAGUAGAACAAAAUAGACAAAAAUAAAGAAAUCUAUUCUAAAUAAGACACAUUUCAUGACUAUCCUGACAUGAAUCAUUUGCCUGUUUAUUUGCCAGUCCCAUAUCCAUGUUUCAUUGCUGUCAUAUUCUUGUCAAUGUCACUCAGUGUCUGAUGUUCAUUUCAUGUUAUUCCUCUGACCCAGGAAAUGUUUGCCCUUUGAUAGACAUAUUAGACUAUGUGUCAUAGACAUGAUCGAGUCAUAAUUAAGUGCCUCAGGUAAAUGGUUAGAAGAAUAGCAAUGGGCAGUCUGUCACAAAAGAAAUUGUCGUUUAAAAUGAAUGCUUAAGUAAAAUACACCAUUCGGCAUAUGCCUCUUGUUAUAAGUGUCUGAAUUUGACACAAAGAAGGUCUCGUCAAAUCACAUGAUAUUAAAAGAAAAUUUCAAGUUAUUUUAUAUGAAUUGUUUUAUCCUAACUCUCAAUGUGUUUUUCAUAUUUUUGUUAAACUUAAAGUUGGCUUAUUAUUAUAAUGACAAAUCUAACUCCGAAUCUGCUGUUUGCUCUGUUCUUAUGGUAUAUAAUUAUUAGAAGUAUGCGCUUUUUAUACAACGAUCAGAUGAAUGUUUUCUGAAAUGGACACCUUUGACUUGAAAAACAUGUUGACGUCUUUGACUUGUUUGUCAGGCCACAUUGUUAGUUGCUAUGUGUAUUGUGUUUGAUUACAUUGCAAAAAUGUAUGUUUUGUACAUUGUGUAAAUAUAUAUUUUUUACUAUUUUCCAAAUAAAUGCUAAAUUAUUAUAAACA
Messenger RNA from Haliotis rubra (blacklip abalone), 5588 nucleotides. RefSeq names its product protocadherin beta-17-like. Bases 479 to 3973 code for a protein of 1164 amino acids. The transcript is spliced from 5 exons. Lineage: Eukaryota; Metazoa; Mollusca; Gastropoda; Lepetellida; Haliotidae. Gene Ontology annotation, molecular function: calcium ion binding. Gene Ontology annotation, cellular component: plasma membrane. The record is from RefSeq and is a predicted model, not a curated record. Gene Ontology annotation, biological process: homophilic cell-cell adhesion.